Molecule: messenger RNA, 738 nt
Organism: Catharus ustulatus (Swainson's thrush)
Lineage: Eukaryota; Metazoa; Chordata; Aves; Passeriformes; Turdidae
Product: lipocalin-15-like
Exons: 7
Coding region: 44-586 (180 amino acids)
Molecular function (GO): small molecule binding
Source: RefSeq, a predicted model, not a curated record
GGUGGGUGCAGCCUCUCCUGCCCACAUCCACUCCAGGGCGAGUAUGACAGCAGCACUGCCCAGCCUGGCUCUGGCCCUGCUCUGCCUGCUGCAGGCAGGGGCCCAGGUCCCCGUGCAGCCGAACUUGGACACCGAGAAGUUUGCAGGGGUGUGGCAUGUCACAGCCAUCGCUUCCAACUGCUCCAUCUUCCUGAAGAUGAAGGAUGGGAUGAAGUCAUCCAUGGCCAUCAUCAGCUUCAUGCCAGAAGGGGACCUGGCCCUGAAGUUGAUCUGGCCCCUGAUGGACAAAUGCCAAAAGUUUGAGCUGCUCUUACAGCAGAGUGGGCAGGCGGGGCACUACAUGGGAGCACAAGAGAAGAGGGAUCUGCGUGUGAUGGAGACAGACUACAGCCACUAUGCUGUCCUGCAUGAGGCCCAUUACAGCGAGGCAGAGCCCAGCACAGCGCUGCAGCUCCUCACAAGGGAGCAGGAUGUGAGCCCCCAGCUCCUGCAGAAGUUCAUGCAGCUCAUUCCCACUAUGGGCCUGACCAAGGACAUGCUAGCUAUCCUGCCCAAGUCAGAUCAAUGCAUCAGGGACAUCAGCUGAAGGGACCGUGUGUCCUCCAGACCUAGUGGACGAUGGGCUCUGCACCCACUCUGUGGCGCUCCUUCCUAUCCUCCAGGCUCUGCCAGACCCCUUGCUCCACACCAGGAUCAUCCUCAAUCUCCUAAAUAAAUAGAUGCAGAAGCUGCCCCAGA